CAUUUAUAAAAGACGUCCACUUCACCCGCAGUGCCCAUAGAGACAUAUGCGCCAACCCCGGUGUCACCACUAGUAUACAGUGCUUCAUACAUUAUAUACAGUGACUUGUGUUUGUGAAAAAAAAAACAAAAAAAAUAAAUAAUUGGGGAUCCAAGAUGGCGUCUCUUCGAGUCAGACAUUUCGUCAUAUUGCUUAUGAUGAUGCACAUCAAUGCUCAGCUCGUGAGGAAGGUGGAAAAAGAUGAUGAGGUCGUCAUCACUGCAUUAAGGGAAGCGACAAAUCAAACGAAAGCGGACACCUUGAACUUACCAGCAAAUGCUUCUUCUAUCCGGGAAAAUAUCACUGACACUUUCAGUUGUGAAAACCGCACAUACGGCUAUUACGCAGACGUGGACAACGAUUGUCAAGUGUUCCACGUGUGCCUCCCCUCGCAGACUCCCUCCGGACGCAACGUGACAUACCGCUGGAGUUUCAUCUGUCCCAGCGAGACUGUGUUUAAUCAGGAAGCCCUAACUUGCACGCGACCGGCAGAUUCAAUCGAUUGCAAAGACUCUCCCGAUUUCUACCAUCUCAACAUGGAAAUAGGCAAGGAAACAAACAAGACAGAAGAAGUAGCAAACAAGAGAAAAAUCCAAAAAAGGAAGCAAGACAAGAGAAGAGAAAACUUAGUCAUGGACAAUAUGAUUAUGGGUAAUUUAGGUAAAGAUAUGAACGAAGAAGUAAAAGACCAUUUAAAAGGUGUUGGGUUUGCAAAAAGUGAUGAAAGUAGUCCAGUGCUGAUAGAAGCAGUUAUAGAGACAAUGGAUCCUGAUGUGGAAGAUGCAGAGUUAGAACAGAGAAGAGAGGAAGAAAUGGAUAGACUGAUUAUGGAGAGAAAUAUGAGAAAUGCGAGAAAUAUGAAGAGAGGUUCGUUAAGGUUUAAUGGUGAUGUCUGAUUUUUGAUUUUCUUUUGUCAUUGAUUACUGUUAUUGAUCGGUAAUGACAAAAUGAUUGUAUUCUUCGGUGUAUUUUUUGGACUUUAUUUUGUAAUUCUGAGAGAUUAAUGGGCAUAUAACUUAAAAUUACUUUCGAAUAACUUCUGCCAGUGGUUUUUAGCGAUUUCUGUGGAAACAUCCCUUAACCUGAUAAAAAGUAUAUGUUAUUCUUUUCACCAAAAUCCAUCUAGUUGUUUUUGCGUGAAAGAGGAACAAAGAUCCUUUCAACUUUCGCAUUUAUAUAAUACUAGCUACCGCCCGCGGCUUCGCUCGCGUAGAGUUCGGUUAUAUCGCGAUUCCGAGAGAAUUCUUCAAAAC
Messenger RNA from Helicoverpa zea (corn earworm), 1292 nucleotides. RefSeq lists its product as uncharacterized. The record is from RefSeq and is a predicted model, not a curated record. The coding region runs from base 156 to 935 and encodes 259 amino acids. The transcript has 5 exons. Gene Ontology annotation, molecular function: chitin binding. NCBI's taxonomy places the organism in Eukaryota, Metazoa, Arthropoda, Insecta, Lepidoptera, Noctuidae. Gene Ontology annotation, cellular component: extracellular region.